Triticum urartu is the source of this 1755-nucleotide messenger RNA. RefSeq names its product urophorphyrin methylase 1 (gene UPM1). Lineage: Eukaryota; Viridiplantae; Streptophyta; Magnoliopsida; Poales; Poaceae. Gene Ontology annotation, biological process: siroheme biosynthetic process. Gene Ontology annotation, molecular function: uroporphyrin-III C-methyltransferase activity. The record is from RefSeq and is a predicted model, not a curated record.
CCCUCCCUCCACCCCUUCGCCCAUCCAAAACCACACCACCACAACGGACCACCCGCCUCCGGCUGUCCUGCUCCGGCCCUCACCUCACCUCGCUCCCGUAUAAAAUACCACCCCUGCCUAAAUCCACGGUCCACACCCCUUGCGACGCCAUGGCUCUCGCCCUCCGAGCGCCCCGCUUUCAGCCGCUUCCCGCCUCCAUUCCCGCGACCUCAACCGCUUUCGCCAGCACCGCGAGGCCUUCCUCCUCCGCUGCCACCGCCACCGCCAUCUGCGCCACCGCGUCUCCGUUCACCGAGGCCACGUCCUCCUCGAGAUACCGCCGCGACGCCUGGUCCUACACUGCCCAAGACUCCUCCUCUUCCUCGUCCGCCGCCGCCGCCGCGGCGGCGGCGGCCUCGGGCCGCCGGGACGACGAGAUCGCUCUGCAGCUCCCGGAGCUGCGGAGGCUUCUGGAGGCUCUCAGGGCGUCCAGAGGGAAAGGGCUGGAAGGGGAGGGCGGCGGCGGCGGUCCCGGGAGGGUGGCGCUGGUGGGGACGGGGCCAGGGGACCCGGAGCUCCUCACGCUCAAGGCCGUUCGGGCCAUCGAGGCAGCGGACCUGGUGCUGUACGAUCGCCUCGUGUCCAACGAGGUGCUCGAUUUGGUCGCGGAUGGCGCCAGGCUACUCUACGUCGGCAAGACGGCCGGAUACCACAGUCGCACUCAGGAAGAAAUUCAUGAGUUGCUCCUGAGCUUCGCGGAGGCUGGUGCCAAUGUGGUGCGGUUGAAAGGCGGCGAUCCUCUGGUUUUUGGAAGGGGUGGAGAAGAGAUGGAUUUUCUACAACAACAAGGAAUUAGAGUUGAAGUUAUUCCAGGAAUUACCUCUGCUUCAGGAAUUGCAGCUGAACUUGGUAUUCCACUAACCCAUCGGGGUGUCGCUACCAGUGUCAGAUUUUUAACCGGACACUCUAGAAAUGGUGGGACGGAUCCUCUACAUGUGGCAGAGAAUGCAGCCGACCCAGAAACAACUUUGGUUGUGUAUAUGGGUUUGUCAACACUACCAUCACUUGCUCCCAAGUUAAUGAAGCACGGUCUUCCACCAGAUACUCCUGCUGUUGCAGUAGAGCGUGGGACUACCCCCCAACAGCGAAUGGUAUUUGCAAUGUUGAAGGAUCUUGUGAAUGAGGUCCACUCGGCGGAUCUAGUUUCUCCAACUCUGAUAAUUAUCGGCAAGGUGGUGGCCUUGUCACCCCUUUGGGUUGAGUCAUCUGAACAUGAUGCUCUUAAUAAUGAGAACUCGUCGCAACCGAGUCCAACAGUUUCUCCUGUAUAAAGUACAUGGCCACAAGGGAUGUUGAUGAACGUCAUGCUUUUGGAACAUUUCCAAAUUGAGAUCUAAGGCUAUAUGAUCUGGUUUAGGUUAGGACAUGCAAACACAGGACGUAGUGAAUCUGGACAAGAGAGCAAACACAGGAAGCAUAUAUUUUGAAUAUUGCAGUUGCAGAAGACAGUACAUAAAACCACAGAGAACAAGGGUUCACUUUAACCGGCGGCAACAGUCUGUGAUUCGGCAUAAUCUACUGAACUGCAGCAAAUCUUCAGCAUAGUUUAGUUUUGGUCUUGGACCAUAUGUAUAUCUUGAAUCAAAGGUAGGAUCUGUUUUUUGUCUCCCUUUGUCGCAUUACUUUGUUUAGGGGCUACUCUUGAAACACGUUGGGCAUUGUAUGCCAUUAUUCUGUCAAGCUCAUUUGUUGGGCUUAAUAACGAAUUUUGAACUA